This is a messenger RNA of Aaosphaeria arxii CBS 175.79, 1520 nucleotides long. RefSeq names its product peptidase S66, LD-carboxypeptidase A. NCBI's taxonomy places the organism in Eukaryota, Fungi, Ascomycota, Dothideomycetes, Pleosporales. Bases 157 to 1287 code for a protein of 376 amino acids. The record is from RefSeq and is a predicted model, not a curated record. The transcript is spliced from 2 exons.
GCACGCAUGUCUCUUUGCCUGCUUGUCAGCAUGUUCAGGCCACCAUCUGUGAUUCGAUUUAUCGUGAGUGAUCCUGAUCGACAAUACGACCGUGUGUGGGGUCCUGAAUUGACUUGAGAUAUGCAAAGUGAUCAAACAGUAAUACAGCCUUACACAAUGGAAGAGGCUACAACCCCACAGGCGCUUCAGCAAGGAGACACUAUUGCAUUUGUGUCACCCUCCGGAAGACUCAAUGACAUCUGGCCGUCCGCACUCGAACGCGCAACAAAAUAUAUCGAAACGCUUGGUUUCCGCGUGGAAGUUAUAUUCACCAGCCCUCUAUCUGAAGACCACGCAACCCAGAUCGCACAACGCUGCAACGAGCUACACCAAGCAUUCAGCAGUCCGCACAUCAAAGCCAUAAUUUGCACCUCAGGCGGAAACACUUCUAGUGAACUAUUGCAGCACCUAGAUUACGACCUGAUUCGCGCCAAUCCAAAGAUAUUCUGUGGCUACUCCGACAUCACCAAUCUCCACGGCGCACUGUAUUCACAGGCUCAAUUGCGAACCUUCUACGGCCCAACCGCGUUACUAGAAUUAGCAGAGUUCCCGAAGCCAAUAGACUUCACGACUUCCCACUUCCUCCACGUCCUCUCCAGCAGCGCCAACACUCCCAUCGGCGCAUUCCCGCGCUCCGAGCAAUGGGCUCCAGAGCUUUCAGCCUUCAUAACAGGCGCAGACAAGGCGGCUGAGAUCCCGCGAAGUCUCAUCGCGUCACCGACUUGGAAAUGGUUCCGCGAGGGUAGUGCGACGGGGCCGAUUUUGGGAGGCGUGUUGACGGCUUUUCUGAGUCUGGCAGGAAGCAAGUAUUUUCCGCCGUUGAAGGGCGCGAUUCUUUUGCUCGAGUCGUCGUUUGGUGCGGUUAUGGGGUCGCCGGCGCCGAUACAGAAGACGCGGGAACAGCUUGUUCAAUUGGCCAAUAUGGGUGUGUUUGAGCAGGUGAAGGGUGUGGUGUUCGGGAGGUUGGUAGGGGCGAAUUUGGAAGGGGUGCAGGAAGAGUUCGAGAAGGUGUUGGGUGGAGUGCUUGAUGUCAGCGGGUUUCAAGGGCCGGUGUUGUUGAAUGUCGAUGUUGGGCAUACAGACCCCAUUUUGACGAUUCCGUUGGGGGGUCUAGUAAGGCUUGAUUCGACUAAGGGAGAGUUCGUUGGAUUGGAACCUGGUGUUGUCAGCAAACAGGUCUUUGACGAGUAUACGACGGCCACUACGCCCUUUCAAGAGAUCGAAGUCUUGUCAGUAGUAGGAACUUGAAGCCACUCACAAAGUGUUCUUCCAUGGCCUUGGGGAAAUGGUCACACAGAUUCACAUGGCUACCAGCUGGCCGACAAGAAUCGAUGAGGCAAUUUCACGGUAUAAGAUGUCCUAGAGUCGCAUGAGAAAGUUUGGAAGCAAGGUGUUCAGUAUCAUUUGCACUGGAUUGAAUCCCAAAGAUCUAUUAAUAUUCUAGGUCGCCUCCUUGGUUGUCUAUUUAACUUUUAUAACCG